Acanthocheilonema viteae is the source of this 1515-nucleotide messenger RNA. NCBI's taxonomy places the organism in Eukaryota, Metazoa, Nematoda, Chromadorea, Rhabditida, Onchocercidae. The record is from the annotation of a GenBank genome assembly.
AUGACUGUCGCAAAACGAAAUUGUUCAUUCGUGGUAUUAAUAGUUACUUUUGUAUUAUUACUGUUUUGUGUGUUGGAACGUAAAGUUUGGGCACAGUUUGAGCCCGACAAGGAAUGCUUCUGCAAAUUACAAGGAGUCAUCGAUGACUGUCGAUGUACAACAGAAAGUAUCGAUGAUUUUAACAACUAUGAAGUUUUUCCUAUAUUGCAGAAGCUCCUAUCUCGUGAUUUUUUCAGAUUUUAUAAAAUUAAUAUGGAAAAAACAUGUCCAUUUUGGCCAGAUGAUCGACAAUGCUUGAGCAAGGAAUGUGGCAUUGGCUACUGUGACGAUGAAGUUCCAUCAGGCUUGAAACAACCAGCUAGUAUAUCUGUGGUUCGUUCUGAACUCAAUCGAACUUCUUUGAAAAAUGAUUCUGUUAUAACUCAGAUUGGUGAAAUUGAUUCAACUUGCGGAAAAGAAGAAAGUAAUGCAUUCGAUCCAUUGGAUACGACUCUAACGGAAGGGGACCGCCGACAACUGAAUGACAUGGAUUGGCAUGACGAAAAUGAAGAUAAAUUUUGUGACUUCGAAGAUGAAGGAUCUGCAGAUAUGCAUUAUGUCGACUUAUCCAGAAAUCCUGAACGGUACACGGGUUACAAAGGUGAUAGCGCACAGAAAGUGUGGACUUGUAUUUAUCAAGAGAAUUGUUUCAAACCAAAUAUGAAAUUUGACAAAAAUUUUCUUAUUCAUCCUAAUUCCUUUGGAUUAUGCUUUGAAAAACGCGUUUUCUAUCGUCUAAUUUCGGGUCUACAUUCUGCGAUUACUAUAUCAAUCGCCUCUAACAGUUUUAAAUCAAGUAAAGUUUUUAUAAGCUGUAAAACAGCAAUACCUUUGACUUACAUUGAUUUCAUUUACAAGCGUACAGUAACAAUGUUUAAUUUAAAUCCUAUUGGUUUUGGAGAUGGAACUUGGUUCAGAAAUACGGAACUUUUCAAAAAUCGUUUUGGAACAAAGUGGACACCUGAAGGACCGCAGAGGCUGAAAAAUAUUUAUUUUGUCUAUCUUCUUGAACUGAGAGCGCUCGUAAAAGCAGCACCUUAUUUUCGCAAGGAAUUAUUUUACACUGGGAAUCCAAAGGAUGAUGCAGAAACACGCAAAACAGUAGAAGAAUUAAUGAAUACUUUGAAAAAAUUUAAUGACCCUUUUGACGAGACUGAAAUGUUCACAGGUGUUGAAGCAACGGCUCGAGAACUGCGUGAAGAAUUUCGUCAACAUUUUUUCAACAUUUCACGAAUAAUGGAUUGUGUUAGCUGUGAUAAAUGUCGUUUGUGGGGAAAGUUACAGACACAUGGGAUGGGCACAGCACUUAAGAUUUUAUUUUCAGAUUUACCAACUUCUCAUUAUAAAACUCAAGAUGGCACUGUCUAUCCACCUUUCCAAUUAACAAGGAAUGAAGUUGUUUCGCUGUUUCAAAGUUUCGGCAGGUAUGCAUCAAGUAUCAGGGAAAUUGAUGAAUUCCGUCGUGCAUUGACCUAG